CUAGAAGUCACCAAGAAGAUGAUGGAGCUGCUGACAGGAGAGUUGAUAGGACGUGUCACUUUCUAUUUCUCUCUGUAGAAGUAUUUAGAAGGACACAAGGAUCUCUACAAGGACGUCAUGAUGGACAAUCAGCCGCCCCUCACAUCACCGGAUGGAUGUGAUGUUGGGAAUUCCUCGGAGGGGCUCCGUGUUUCUUCUACAGAUCAUGUCAGAGAAGAUGAUGGAGUCACAACAGAUUCUCAGGGAGUGAAGUCUUAUUUGUGCUCGGAGUGCGGUCAAAGUUUUAAACGGAAAGAUCAUCUGCGAAGACACAUGAGAAUUCACACCGGUGAGAACUUUCCCUGUGAAGUGUGCGGGAAAUGUUUUAUGCGGAAAGAUCGGCUCACAUCACACCUGAGAAUCCACACUGGAGAAACGUUGCCGACUUGUACAGAGUGCGGGAAAUGCUUUUUGCGGAAAGAAAGCCUCAUCACACACCUGAGAAUCCACACGGGCGAGAAGCCAUUUUCCUGUCUGGAUUGCGGGAAACGAUUCAAUCAGAAAAGCAAUCUUUGGAGCCAUCAAAAACUUCACUUAGAUACGAGUUCCUUGUCAUCUUUGGAGUGCGGAAAACCUUUUAUUAAUACAGCUGAACAUGCCACAAAUCAAACAGCCCACACCAAAAAUCUGUUUUCAUGCUCGGCUUGUGGGAAACUGUUUAUAAGUAAAUCCCAUCUUAUUGUACACCAGAGGAGUCACACCAAUUAGAGGCCGUUCUCAUGUUCCCAAUGCAAAAAUCCUUCAUCAUAAAGUCAGAACUCACCAUGGUGAGAUGCCAUUUUCAUGCCCAGAGUGCGGGAAAGGUUUCAUACAACACGGGAACUUAAUUGAACACCUGAAAGGGCACACUGGGGAGUAGCCGUUCAUGCACAUCCCAGCCUGAUGAAGGGCGCUUUCGAAGACACUAGAAAAGUUACACGGGUCAGCGCUUACUUUCCUGACCAAGGAGUCCAAAAGACUUUAAUGGUUUCUUACCAACAUGAAAUUAGACAACCAACGCGUUUCGGGGCCCUCCUCCUUAAUCACGGCUUAAAGACUGAAAAAAAUGUAUAUUUUUGUAGGGAAAUGCUUUGUAUUCAAAUCUAUAUUAACCAAUUUGUUACAUUUUUUGCUGGAAAAUUAAAACCUGAAAACAAUUAGAUUUUUUCUGAGAGAAGAGACCCCGGGGAAUAAAAAGCUGACAAUAUUCGCA
Messenger RNA from Rana temporaria (common frog), 1231 nucleotides. RefSeq names its product gastrula zinc finger protein XlCGF32.1-like. Gene Ontology annotation, biological process: regulation of transcription by RNA polymerase II. Bases 118 to 747 code for a protein of 209 amino acids. Gene Ontology annotation, molecular function: DNA-binding transcription factor activity, RNA polymerase II-specific; RNA polymerase II cis-regulatory region sequence-specific DNA binding. The transcript has 3 exons. The record is from RefSeq and is a predicted model, not a curated record. Lineage: Eukaryota; Metazoa; Chordata; Amphibia; Anura; Ranidae.